This is a messenger RNA of Kockovaella imperatae, 2667 nucleotides long. RefSeq lists its product as hypothetical. Gene Ontology annotation, biological process: negative regulation of transcription by RNA polymerase II; chromatin remodeling. Bases 1 to 2667 code for a protein of 888 amino acids. The transcript is spliced from 9 exons. The record is from RefSeq and is a predicted model, not a curated record. NCBI's taxonomy places the organism in Eukaryota, Fungi, Basidiomycota, Tremellomycetes, Tremellales, Cuniculitremaceae. Gene Ontology annotation, molecular function: DNA binding; histone binding; ATP hydrolysis activity. Gene Ontology annotation, cellular component: nucleus; chromatin.
AUGGUCGCCGUCAGGCAGAUGAGGAAUAUCCUCAUGGAGCUGAGGAAGGUAUGUCAACACCCCUACCUCUCAGCUCCAGAGUUGGAAUCAGAAGAAGUCCCAGAGGAAGAGCAACAUCGACAGUUGAUCAACGCAUCUGGCAAGCUGGCCUUUCUCAAGCUUCUUCUCCCCAAAUUGAAAGACAGAGGUCAUCGAGUUCUUCUGUUCUCACAGUUCAAAAUCGCCCUUGACAUUAUCGAGGACUUUCUCCAUGGCGAAGGAUACAAGUUCCUCCGACUUGAUGGAGACGUUCAACAAGCCAAACGGCAAAAGGCAAUGGAUGCUUUCAAUGCUCCUGAUUCUGACUACUUUAUCUUUCUCCUGACAACUCGCGCUGGAGGCGUGGGGAUCAACCUCGCUACAGCGGAUACUGUCAUCAUCUACGAUCCAGAUUUCAAUCCUCACCAGGACCUACAGGCGAUAGCUCGGAGUCAUCGAUAUGGACAGCAGAAGCGAGUCCUGGUGUUCAAACUCAUGACGAAGAAUUCUGUAGAGGAACAAAUCAUACUAAACGGGAAGAAGAAGAUGGUGCUCGAUCACCUCGUCGUGCAGCAAAUGGGCAAGGAGAAUGAAGAAGGCGAUAUCAACGAUCUGCUCCUUCGUGGCGCGGCGGCCCUUUAUGAAGCCAAUGAGGAUGGGAUCGCUGCGUCUGACAUUCGAUACUCAUCCAAGGAUGUGGAUGCUCUCAUCGACAAGGUCGAAGCGGAUGCUGAAGCAGAAGCCAAAGCGAUGGAAGAACGAGAGCGAGCAAAAGCCUCAGGUCAGGCGGCUGAGGAGCCCAAAAAGGAGACCAUGUCUUUUGGCUUUGCCAAGAUGUGGGAGGCGGAUAGGCAUCGACUUGAGGAGCUCGAUGAGGAUGACAAGCUGGAAGAUAUGGACGCGAAUGCUUGGCAAUUGGUGGUGGACAAUGCCCGCAAAGCUCGAGAGGCGACGCGAUUGGUCAACAUGGCCAAUGGACGAUCCAAGCGAACGGCAGCGACUGUAAAGUACGGGCAGCCUGAACCGAUACAUUCUGCCUCUGACGACAAUACGCCAAAGAAGGACAAGCGCAAGUACAAGAAGCGAAAAGCUGGUACAUCGUCUGAAGAUGCCGACUUUGUCGAUGGCGUGGACUCGACAGACUCAGAGGAGAGUUUAGACUCAGUUCCUGAUAUCGGCGCGUUGGACCAAGAUGGGAAUCCGAUCAUCUUGCGAGGUCUCGUUGCCGGCGAAGCGUUGACGAAAAGGCAAAAAGUCGCAGCAUAUAGAGCUGCCCAGGCGCUCCAAAAUGGCGCACCUCUACCCAAGCCACGACCCAAGGAGACGGCAGAGGAAAGAGCGAUACGAAAAGCCAAUCGCCGAGAGGAGAAGCUCGCGGCGAGACAGCAGAAAUAUGAGGCCAUGCUUGCUGCACAUGCCUCCUCACAUCCCGCCGAACCUGUGAACACCGUCCCUGAACCCCGUCCCAUCACGAUCGACAUGGCCACCAUUCGGGCAGCAAGAGAGAUCUGCCAGUGGCUCUAUCACAUGCUUCGCGAAUUUGGCCAUCUACCUUCACUCGCCGCGUGGGCAGAGAUGGCCUUGCCUGAGAUUCCUCCGGGCCGACGAGAGGAUAUCUAUCGACGAUUAGCUGGUGAUAUCGACGCAGAGCUUUUCCGACUAAAUCAACCGGCUUACUUCAACCGCGUCGAUCACAGCACCACGGUCCUCUUGCUCCUGCGAAACGGCUAUCCCAUCAUCCCGGACGUAGCAGAUUCGACCUUACCUGCGUUGCCGGGCGAUGCUUAUAAACAAUCUAUAGCUGUGGCACCAGCAGCAGCAGCAGCAGCAGCAGCAGCAGCAGCAGCAGCAGCAGCAACAGCAGCAGCAACAGCAGCAGCUCGACCGAUAGCGCCCGCGCCCGGCCCAAGUUCUGAACCACACGCCCCCGUGCAAGAACAACGAGGGGAAUUGUUCGACAGUCUCUUGGAAGCUUGUCCUCAAUGUAGCGGAGAACAUCCUCUGAGUGAAUGCCCGCGGACUGCAACAUCGGAAGCCAUGCCCGCUCAGGUCGAAUCCGCCAUGUCUGAGCCAUCCAUACCGCAGGCCACACCGCCCGUCAAGCUCAACAAUUCCCAACCGGCGGCUUCCCCAUUUUCGCAGAUCGCUCGACCUGCAUCCCGCUCCAAAAGCGUCAUGUCACGUCAAAGCCUCGGGAAUGGCUCGACCAUCGACGCCGCCAUCGUCGUUGACUCUGACGACGAGACUAAUCUGCCGCCAUGUCCCAUUUGUGAGACUGCCCCGAUGCAUCCAGCCAGACGUUGUCCAGUGGUACUCGAGGGCCCAAAUGCAAUCAAGAUGGCGAUGCGUCGGUUCGACCCCUCGGACCCGGUUUGGCUCAACCUUCGCGCCUUGUUUGACGAGCAAGCUACCGAAGAAGCCAUGCCAUCAUCUCAAGCGCACCCGUGUGCGUUCUGCGGGACCGUCUGCGGCCGUACCAUCCGUGCUUGCGCGGGCGUUAAUGGUGGUCGAAAAGCCCUCAAAGACAGGAUCAAACGAAUGGAAACGGUAAGACAGGAAGGAUCGCCCAGAUCAAGCGAGCUUGCCAAAAGUCUGGUAGAAGAGUUGUACGAUUGCUACCUCAAGUGGUCACGAAACGAGCCAAUGUGA